Molecule: messenger RNA, 562 nt
Organism: Liolophura sinensis
Lineage: Eukaryota; Metazoa; Mollusca; Polyplacophora; Chitonida; Chitonidae
Product: DNA polymerase epsilon subunit 4-like
Exons: 4
Coding region: 1-360 (119 amino acids)
Biological process (GO): DNA-templated DNA replication
Cellular component (GO): epsilon DNA polymerase complex; nucleus
Molecular function (GO): protein heterodimerization activity
Source: RefSeq, a predicted model, not a curated record
AUGGCGGGUAAUGAGAAGGAAGAGGAGCCUGCGACGUUGAUGGAAGAAGAUGACAAAAUAACUAACGAUGACCCGGGAAAUGGAGCCACUGCUGAUCAAGAGACAAGCGAUAAACUUAUUCGCUUGCCGUUAACUAGAAUUAAGCACAUCAUGAAGUCGGACCCAGACGUGACACUGUCUAGUCAAGAAGCCGUUGUCAUGCUGGCAAAAGCCACGGAAUUGUUUGUGCACAUGUUAUCAGCUGAUGCUGUAACUCACACAGUUCAGAGCAAGCGGAAAACCCUUCAGAGGAAAGAUUUGGACAAUAUCCUGGAUGCCAGAGACUGCUACUCUUUCUUAGAAGGAAUUAUUGACAGCUAGAACCAUGGGUGACAACUCCUCCUGACCAUAAUGUCAUCAAACGUUCUCUGUGAGGAAAAUGAAGAAUCUUCCUCCGUCUGACAUUUCAACAACAGGACCAUGUUGCUGUAAAAUACUUGACUCACUGUACAGAACCAAUCAUAACGUAAAUGCUUCAACUUGUGUACAUUAACACUGUAAUAAAACAACAUAACUAUCUGGA